AUGGCGCCUUUAGGAAUGAGUUUAAAAACGUUUCAGGAAAUGCAAAACGACGGCGUCUUCCCUCGAGAGCUCGUCGCUGGCUCCUUGGAUCAGGUUCUUCUAGGCCUAAAUCUUCUUCAUGAGGCUAGCGUUAUACAUACUGACCUCCAUGCAGACAACCUUUUAAUUUCGCUCGUUGAUGACUCGAUUCUCGCAAAAGUAGAGCAAAACGAGAUUGAUACGCCCUCGCCACGGAAGCAAAUCGACGAUCGAAUACUCUAUGUUUCUCAGUAUAUGUUAGGAGGCAGCGGCGCCUUGGUCAUUUCUGACUUUGGGCAAGCCCACAUUGGAACAGAACAUCGUGGAAACGCCAUGCCAUUACCAUAUCGUGCCCCAGAAGUGAUUCUGGGUAUGCCAUGA
Messenger RNA from [Torrubiella] hemipterigena, 399 nucleotides. Lineage: Eukaryota; Fungi; Ascomycota; Sordariomycetes; Hypocreales; Clavicipitaceae. The record is from the annotation of a GenBank genome assembly.